CUCUUUUCUUAAAUUUACUUUUAUUUUAAAGUUUUUCGCUUUAUGCUAUUUAUAGGACUAAUAAGUGGUGGAAAAGAUAGUAUUUAUAAUAUGCAAAUGUGCAUUGAAGAUGGGCAUACUCCAGUAUGCUUGCUUCAUAUGAAAAUGGAGAAAGAAGAAGAUUCUUAUAUGUUCCAGUACGCAGGAUGCAAUCUUUUACCGGCCAUUGCAGAAUGUUUAGAUCUUCCGCUGCAUCAGUUUUCUACCUCUGGUGUGUCUAAAGAUCGCAGCAUAGGUUAUAAAAUAACAGAAAAAGAUGAAAUAGAAGACUUAUUCUGUGCUAUUGGCGCUCUUUUGAAAAAAUAUUCGUUUUCUGGUGUGUCAGUUGGAGCUAUUUCCUCGGUGUAUCAGUAUAAUAGAGUGAAGAGUGUGUGUGAUAGACUUGGAUUAACUAUGCUGGGGUAUUUAUGGGGGUCAAAUCAGAAGGCACUGCUUGGUAAAAUGAUAGAGAAUAGUGUUUAUGCAGUUGUAGUGAAGGGCGGUGAGUAUGUAAGCAAUUUAGUUGGAGAGUCUCUUCAGAGUGUACGUGAUAAGUAUUCUGCAUAUAUUCUAGAACAAAUACAUAAAUAUCCUGGAUUAAAAGAAGAGGAUUUCAACCUAUGCGGCGAAGGAGGUGAGUAUGAAACAAUCACACUUGAUGCCAAAAUAUAUAAAAAGAAAAUAGAAAUAGUAAGAAGUGAUGUGGUAGAAGUAGACGGAGUAAAGAGAUUAGAUGUUUUAGAACACAGAGUGGUGCCCAAAUAGAACC
Nematocida parisii ERTm1 is the source of this 787-nucleotide messenger RNA. RefSeq lists its product as uncharacterized. The transcript has a single exon. Gene Ontology annotation, biological process: protein histidyl modification to diphthamide. Lineage: Eukaryota; Fungi; Microsporidia. The record is from RefSeq and is a predicted model, not a curated record. Gene Ontology annotation, molecular function: diphthine-ammonia ligase activity. Bases 43 to 783 code for a protein of 246 amino acids.